AUGUAGAAAUACGUUGCUCUAUCAGUACAGCCACUGUGGGACAAGUACCAAUUUGAAAAAAAUAUUGAUUCAGGUGCCUUUGGUUCUGUAAAAAAAGUUAAAAACACUCAAGACGGCAAAUUCUAUGCAAUGAAAACUUAAAAUAUCAAAACGCUAAUGACAAGAGUGCCAAACAAUUACAGCAAUGAGAUGGUCCGUAUAAUUAGAGAGAUCAACACAUUCAGACUAAGCCAUCCGAACAUAACAGAAUUCAAAGAAUCUUACUUCACCUAUGAUGAUGAGUUUGUCAUUAUUACAGAGUUGGCAGAAUCAAAUCUCUAAGUAUUCAGAGAAAACACGGAGCUGACCAAUGAUCAGAUUGCUGGCAUAAUGAUGCAGAUAAUAAAAGGAACCAUACAUCUCCACAACCAAAAUGUCAUGCACAGAGAUUUGAGUCCAGAUAACAUUUUAGUCUUUGAAAAUGGCCAGAAAUUCAAAAUUUGCGAUUUUGGAAUGGCACAGCUAUUAUCCAAUUCAAAUUCUUAUGUUGGAAAACUAUUUUUCAAAGCACCAGAAAUAGACCAAAACGAAGAAUUCAGCUAUAGCACUUAAGUCGACAUUUGGUCUUUAGGAGUGAUACUAUACUACCUUUGUACUAAGAAAUACCAAUACUAAGGUGAAGCAAUAGCCAAAAUUAAGAAGAAAGAUUAAUCAAAGUUUAUUCAACUUGAAGGUAAAUAAAAGAAAUUCGAGCCACUUCUUAAUAAAAUGCUACAGUUCAACCCUGCUUUAAGAAUAGAUGCGGUCUAGGUGCUUUUAGAACUUUGCAAACUUAACAACGAACCAUUUAGCAAGCAUUUAGAAACAGAAGAAGUAAAACAAAACCAUCUUAUUCCUAGUAAUAAUGCUGCCAAAAAUGCUUUUGCUUUAACGAUAAGUGGUACCAAUGAUCUUGUGAAUGAAAUUAUUUCUAAACUAGGAGAAUUUAACUAUGGAGUAUUUGAUAAGAUUCAUCGUAAUCCGGACAGAAUCUUCAUGCCUCUUAUAAAAUAUGAUUUUGUUAUGUAUCAAGGUGAGUAUGAUUAAUUCACUAAUUAAAAAGAUGGAAGAGGAAGAGCUAUCCACAGGGAUGGUACAGUUUAUGAUGGAUUAUGGAAGAAUGAUUUGAGAAAUGGAUAUGGAAGAGUAAUAAAAUCUAAUGGAGAUUAUUACAUUGGUGAGUGGAAGGAUGGUAAAAAAAAUGGAAUUGGAAAAUAUUAUUUUAAUGAUGGAAUGAUUUAUUAAGGGAAAUGGACAUAAGGUAAUAUUUAAGGAUUAGUAUUGCUUAAUAACAGUAAUGGUAAUUAUCUUGGUGGAUAAUGGUUGAAUGGAAACAAAUAUGGUGCAUAAGUAUUCUCUAACCUUGCUUUAGAUAUUGAAGUUGAUUAAAGGAUGAAUGAUUAAUAACUUGGAGAAUCAAUGUAAAUUUCAAAGGAUAAGGGGUAGAUACGCAUAAGGAAACUAAGAAUGGGAAGUUAAUAAAGACAUAAAUCCAAGAAGUUAAUGUUUAAAAAUGAAUUAAGUUGA
Messenger RNA from Stylonychia lemnae, 1545 nucleotides. The record is from the annotation of a GenBank genome assembly. Lineage: Eukaryota; Ciliophora; Spirotrichea; Sporadotrichida; Oxytrichidae.